AUGGCGUCUCUGUGAGUUGUCCUUUUCGCACAAGAUAUUCUCAUUUUAUUACGAUCAAAACAAGAAUUAGUGUUUACAAAAGUUCUGAAAUGAGGCCGUGUGUAGUAUUAUAGCAUUAACUAAUAAAUAUAUAAUAAAUUAGGGUUAUUAGGAUAAUUUUUAUUUAGUGGGACAAUGAAUUGCUCUGGGCGAGGCGUUUCAAUAUAUUUCUUACUAGUGAAAAUUCGUAUAAACCCCUCGUCCAGGCGUAUUAUAUGCGCGUUUUAGUGUAAGCCGAUAUAUAAUAUAGUGAAAAUGGACAAGAAAAGUAAGAAGAAAACUGUGAUUAAGCGGAAAAGUGAUGACCAAGGUGACGGUGAAAAAAAACAGAAGAUGAUCAAUCGCGCCAAAAACGACGAUGAAAAGGAUAAAAUUGAGGUCCAGGUUAACCAGGUCGUCGAAGUACCAGUCGAGCAGGGUCAGCAGAUAGUUCACACGGGACAAUUGGUCGAAGGAAACUUCGAACAGCCAGUGUUUGUUAACAUGAAGGGGGAACCAGUGCAACUUGGCCCUAACACUGUGAUAUUGUAUGAACAAAGCGGGAACCCGUCGAACUUCGCGUUUGGCGGGAUGUGGAGUAUGGAUUCAUCUGGUAGAAUUGUGAUGGCGGAAACGAUAUACGAUGUGAAAGGAGAACCCGAAGAGGAAGGGAGCACUUUUGUCCAAAACGCAACAGAAGUCAAUAACCAACCAGUCGAAGAGGCAAGUAAUACCUACCAGCAGUUUGAACUGAGCAAUAACACUCAAGUCGAAGGCCAAGAGUACGAAGUUGCUAUCAUAGAGAACCCGGGAGAUGCAUCAGAUAGGGCAGAAGGUCAAAUUAUAACAACGGAGGCCCAACUGGUUGCGACCGGGGCUGGUGCUGUGCGCUGGCUCAACCAAAAAUAUGAUUUUGUCGUGAGAAAACUCCAGUUGAACUAUGAUGCAGGCGUCAAACUUUUACACUCGCAGUCGGGUUGCAUUCAAUGCGUGUAUCUCACAACGCCGAGCAUGCAGCUGGCGUUCAAUGCAGUUCCGCAGUUUCUAUGCAUCGAGACGGGCAUAGAGUUCAACAGUGCAAUUCCAACAGUGGGCGGAACGAACAACCCAAGCGUCAAACACAACGUCACGUUGUUCCUAGCCGAGGACGGCAAUGGAAAAUCAGUCAUCGUUAGUGCAGGUAUAUCGACGCUGAUCGGCGAGGACCUGACGUGGCUGCUGGAGACGUUCAAGUCGUGCAACCCGGCGUGGCGGCAGGUGCGCUGCGUGGUGUGCGACCCCACGAAGAGCCAGCAGGACGUGCGCGGCGCGUUCCCGGCGGCGCACGUGUCGUGCAGCGUGUGGCAGGCGGCGCGCGCGGCGGCGCGGGCGGCGGCGGCGGCGCGCGAGCCCGACGCGCCCGCGCUCGCGCCCGACGACGUGGCGGCGCGCGCCAAGACCUACGCGCUGGCGCUGCUGCGCGGCGACCACACGCCGGCGCAGCUGCAGGUGCUCAAGCGCGCCGUCAUCGGCACGGGCGCCGGCACGCUGCGCAUGUGGGAGCAGCUCACGCGCGCGGGCGGCGCCGUGGCGCGCCUCGACGCCUGGCUCGAGCCCGACAACUACACCAACAUCCUGCACAAGGGCCUGGAGCGCCUAGUCGCGAAGUUCCAGGGCCUCGUCCGCAGUCAGAUGCAACCGGACGAGUUCGUCUCGCUGUUCUUCAACGUCGCCAACCAGCUCGAAGACGAGCGACGAAGCUUCGCUGUCAGUAGGCUACGGGAUACGGAAACGUUGAAGCAGUCGCCCACGGACACGAUAACGCAGUACGCAUACAACCUAAUGAGUCACCAGACGAAGCUCGCCCAGAAGUGCCUCGACGACAGAGCGGGCAGAAGGCAUAGCAGUGCGGCGAUAUGCAAGUACGGGACGUCGACUCAGGAGUGUUCGUGUCUCUUCAGCAAGGUGUUCCGGUUGCCGUGCAGACAUAUCCUCAUGCUGACCACCGAGUUGAAGGUCAAAACCCAUAUACCAUUCGAGCCCCGCUGGACGGUGCAACAUUGUCUCUUUGGUUGUGAGGGAGCGACUAAUGCUGGUGGUAAUAAUACUACAACAAGCGGCAGUACGUUCAUGGAGCAAGUGGUGGUUGAAACAGAAGGUCACCGGCAGACCAUACAACAACCUCAACAAAUACAUCAGGUGGGCGGAGUAAGGCAACAGCAAUAUGUAUUAGCGACGCCCGGUCAACCCGCGACACCCGUAUCACAAGUGAUAUUCUGCGGCGGAGGCGUGGGCGGCGUGGGCGGCGGCGCGCCCGUCAUCACGUCCGUGCUGCCGUCCGGCGGCGCCGUGCUCACCCCGCACCACGCGCUGCACCACUAGCCACCCGACCGCCCACCCGCACCGCUCGGCCGGACGAGCACGGCGCGGCUUAAGAAUUAUGUACAAUACGAGUGUAACGAACCGCGUGACAGACUCGGUUGACGUCACGCGGGUCGCACGCGCAUGCGCCACGUGUGCGCUUUGCGUACGCCUCGCGUUGCCUUUGUCGUUUCAUAAAACUGCCAAUAAGUAUCGUUUUAUUGUAAAUAUUUCUGUAAUAAGUACUUUUACAUGGUUUUAAUGAAUUCGAAACGUACUUGAAUGAUGUGGGCGGCCCUGGCGGCGGUCGAGAGCGGGCGUUGCGGGCCGGGAGGGGGGCGAGUAGGGUUUACAACGCGGCGUUAUGGACAUGCACAAAGGAGAUUCUAUUAUAUACUCAUAUCAUGUAUUAUUCUCCGCUCAAUGUAAAUUAAUGGCGAGCAUCCAAUUAUCGACGAAUACAUUUUUAGAUUAAUGAUAUAAAUACUAGUUUUAUCCGCGUCUUCCCCCGUGACGAAUGAAAUAGACAGACGAAUAGAUAAUAUUGUAUUGGUGAAUCAUUGAUGGUGAAAGAGUAUAUUUUUAUUACGAAGUCAACACGCAAAGACGGUCCCCGCGCCUCGGAAAACACUUGAAGCCUUUGUUCCACGUGAACUCUUUUCCGUCGUGUAGAAAAUGCGUUAUUUCUAUUUUUGAGUAUGGGAAUAGAAGCUACUAAUUUGCAGAGAGUGUAUACAAUUCCAACUUCCGGGCUGAUACUGAGAUUCUUCGACAUAAAAACUGAAUAAAUUUAUUGGUUCGGCUUGAAGUUUGAACCCAUGAUCUCUCGAUCUGAGGCAUUAUAUCUAUCAACUAGACCAAUGAGGCAGUCAUAGUAACUAUGCUAAAUUUCAAGUUAAUCGGACUCAUAGUUUCAAAGAUCUUGUGAUGAGUCAGUUAGUCCGUGAUAGUAACAGCCUGUUAAUGUCCCACUGCUGGGCUAAGGCCUCCUCUCCCUUUUGAGGAGAAGGUUUGGAGCUUAUUCCAUAUAUAUAUAUAUAUAUACAUACAUAUACAUAUAUAGUAUAUAUAUAUGUAAAUCUAUAUAUUAUAUAUACAUAAAGAUUAUGAAGUUCAUACGAAAUAUUGAUUAUUUACAAUCGGAAAUAAUGGUCGGCUUGUGUAUAAAUCAUGUAUAACUUUAUUGUUAUAAACUUUUACGCGAUUAUAAUCAAAUUCUUUGCUAAUUAAAGCAUAAGUGUAGUGUUAUGUUCGAUGGUCGCAUUUUCAAACGCAUUCAAUUUGUUACAAAUCAAUGAACAUCUUAGCGCUCGGUACACGGUAGGGACUUGAGAUUUCAAGUGUCGAAUGACGUCAGCGUAAGAUUUCGAGCGUCAAUGUGCGUUAAUGUGUGCGUGAGAUCGGUACAUACUCAUACAUACAUGUUAUAAUACCUUUUGUUCAAAGUCGAUUGUUAAUGCUAAUCUCGGUUCUGUAGUACACAGUCUUUAAGUAUAUCGUUUUAGUUUUUUACUAUAAGACAUUUAGGAUACAAUCGGAUUUACUUUCCCGGUUAAAUGUGCUUUUGUCUAUUGGUUUUUUUAAUUAAAUAUGUGUAAUAAUUAUCUAUGAGCUUGUCAACUCAGUGUAUAAAAUGUCUUUAUUUUGCGAUACACUAAAUAUAAAUUAUAUUCUUAAUAAAAUAUAUCUUUUGAUGUCAAUCUAGCUCUGCCGAGCUGCUCCUCACCCAACCGUGGGGAGAAAUCUGUGGUGGGGGGGAUGUCGACCUUCUUGGCAGUUUUCCACGCGCAUUUGGCGGGGCUCACCCUUAAGGGUGGGAAAAUUUCAAGGGCAACCCGCCAAGUUCCAUUUCAUAGCUGAUUAAAAGGACGCGCGAGACCACCACAUCAACUAAAUCGAUGUCUAGUAACUUACAUUUUAACCGAGGUUGAGUUUUGUAGAACUAUUCUCAAACAACAAACUCGAAACUCGCCGCAGUACACGUUCGUUAUACGUCAAAGUGAUAUCUGAUAUUGACUAUAAUAAUUAUAAAACAUAUUUACACAUUCUCGCGAGUGACGAUACACGUGCAGUUCUCGUGUUUCGCCUCGUCGACCAAUAUGCUCGCGUAUGAGGCAAUUUUUAAGAGGGGGGAAGUGGAUUGAGUGCCGAGACGAAGGCGUAUAGCCUUUAAAUGUUCUGCCUAGCAAUUCGUCUAGAAAAUUGCUUAGGAAUGCGGUACAACAUUUAAAAGAUACGUGCAUGAUAUUAUGAGCGCAUAUGCUUGGUGGUAGGGUUUUAUGCAAGUCUGGUUAAGUACCACCCACUAACUUAUUCUACCACCAAGCACCAAUAAUUAGUAUUGUUGUUUCGUGUGUUCACAAGGGAUAUAACAUCUUAGUUUUCGAGGUUGGUAACGCAUUAGCUAUCUCCAAUGUUUAUGGGCUGUAGGGUCUUACCAUCAGGCCUAUUUGCCUGUUCGAAUAUUUAUUUUCUUAAAAAAAAAAACAGACUAGCGUAUAACCGUAAGUAGGUUUCAGUUCAUAAAUGAGAUUCGAAGUGAUUUCUUACAGAAUAUCACAGCUGACUGAUGCUUACAAUGAAUCGGCUGAUUGUCAUACGGAAUAGUUGAGGCUAAAAUUAUGAGUACAUAAAUAAUAAGAAUUGGUGUCGGGAGGUAAUGGAAGGGAUGAAAGUUGCGUCUUUUGUUAUAAAAAUACGUAAAAUGUUAUCAUAGAUGUAAUGUGUAAAUAAGUUAUUUUAUAAUAAAACAAUUCUUGAUUUUGAUUGUA
Messenger RNA from Nymphalis io (European peacock), 5129 nucleotides. RefSeq lists its product as uncharacterized. NCBI's taxonomy places the organism in Eukaryota, Metazoa, Arthropoda, Insecta, Lepidoptera, Nymphalidae. The transcript is spliced from 13 exons. The record is from RefSeq and is a predicted model, not a curated record. Gene Ontology annotation, molecular function: zinc ion binding. The coding region runs from base 295 to 2379 and encodes 694 amino acids.